Molecule: messenger RNA, 1289 nt
Organism: Tigriopus californicus
Lineage: Eukaryota; Metazoa; Arthropoda; Copepoda; Harpacticoida; Harpacticidae
Product: mannan endo-1,4-beta-mannosidase-like
Exons: 6
Coding region: 65-1276 (403 amino acids)
Source: RefSeq, a predicted model, not a curated record
AAUAAACAAAACAUCUGCUAUAUGUUAUGAUCAUCAGAUCCUUGUCCGCUGAACGCUAGUCACAAUGAGGUUGGCCGUCAGUUUCGUUCUUGUUUUUGCCUUGGCAUCCAAUGGCAUUGCCACUAAGUUGCAAGCGAGCAAUUUUCUCAGGGUUGAUGGAAAAAACUUCAUGUACGGCGAUGACAUUGUCUAUCUCUCUGGUACCAACGCGGCAUGGAUUCAGUACGGCAACGACUUCGGAAAUGGACAAUGGGAUUCCUCAACAGGGAGUAAGUGGACCAAUGAGAUCAAGCUUAUUGGUGAUUCUGGUGGGAACAGCGUAAGGGUUUGGGUACAUGUGGAAGGCGACAAUAAUCCGCAAUUUAGCGAUGAUGGUUACGUUUUGGGCACAGAUGGCUCUGACACUCUUGUGAGUGAUCUUCGAAAGUUGGCUGAUGUGUGCCAAGACAACGACAUUUUUCUCAUCCCAGUCUUAUGGAAUGGGGCUUUAAUGCGAAAUCAGAACGUCGUGAACUUGUUUUAUGACGAUGCCAAAAUGGAGUCCUACAUUGAUAACGCCCUAACUCCCAUGGUCGAAGGUUUGAAGGACCAUCCAGCCAUUGGAGCUUGGGAGAUAAUGAACGAACCCGAGGGUUCCAUUAGCAUGCUCUCAGACUCUGAGCCAUGUUAUGAUACCACCCAUUUGGAUUGGACUCGAGAAGCCUCUGAGAUUCGAGGUCCUGGGUGGUCCGGAGCCAACCUUAAGUACAACCUUGUCCUGAAGUUCUUGAACGUCCAAGCCUCCGCGAUUCGAAGAGCCGAUUCCAAAGCCUUGAUCACAGUAGGAUCCUGGUCAGAAUGGAGUCAAACCGAUUCUAGCCAAGUCAUGGAUGAUCCUCAACACAAAUAUGGCUUCAAUCACUACAAGGAUGAGUGCUUGAUCAAGGCUGGCGGACAGAGUGACGGGAUCUUGAGUUUCUGGCAGUUCCAUAACUAUCCGUAUAAUAACCAAUGGGAUACUGGAGCGCCCUGGAGUGGUCACCAAGCUAGUGACUACCAAAUGGACGCACCUCUUGUCGUUGGAGAGUUCCCCGUGGAAUCCCUGGAACGCAGUUUACCCAAUGGAGACACUACAGGCGAUUUGGCUAAAUAUGUUUACGAAAAUGGAUUCAAUGGAGGUUGGUCGUGGUGUUUGGGUUGUGACGGCAACGCUCAACAUGAUCAAGAUGUGGCAGAAGGACUCGAAGCGUUGAAAGGCAGAAAUGACCAUGGACAGAUUGAUAUCACGAUUCAAUAAAUGCAAAUAACCC